AUGUCUGGAGGGCCUAAUCCUGUGCUUAUUCCAGAGUUCUACAAAUUCAUCCAAGUCCACUUGCAGAACAUUUUGGAGGCAGAACUGAAGCAGGCACUGGUGUUCGAUGCUACCAUUGAAGCUAAGGCUUUCCAGAAAUUCCUGCCCAUGUUCGACCGAGUACUGGUGGAGAGGUUACCAACAGAUUACAAAUUCCUUUGGCUCACGUUUCAAACAGAAUGCCAAUGCAGAAUGUUCAAGGCCAUCGUGGUAGCUGUGGGACCUGGUGCCACCGACAUGACUGGAGCUAUAACGCCUGUCAGUGUGAAUGUUGGAGAGAAGGUUCUACUACCAGAAAAAGGAGGCACGAAGGUGGUUCUUGAUGAUAAGGACUAUUUCUUGUUCCGGGAUGCAGAAAUUCUAGGAAAAUAUCUUGAGUAAUUCCUGUUAGUGUCUGUUUAAACCACGUUUAUCAUCCCCGAGGAGUGGUAGUGUCUACUAUUUACUUUUUUUUGGUUUCUUUUCUAUGUUGUCAAUUGUCAGUAAUUAUGAUCAUACCUUGUUAUAUUAAUAAAGUGAA
Messenger RNA from Tachysurus vachellii, 559 nucleotides. Its product is annotated as 10 kDa heat shock protein, mitochondrial-like. The transcript is spliced from 4 exons. Gene Ontology annotation, cellular component: mitochondrial matrix. The record is from RefSeq and is a predicted model, not a curated record. NCBI's taxonomy places the organism in Eukaryota, Metazoa, Chordata, Actinopteri, Siluriformes, Bagridae. Gene Ontology annotation, molecular function: ATP binding; metal ion binding; protein folding chaperone. The coding region runs from base 1 to 420 and encodes 139 amino acids.